CCUGUUUCUUUUUCACGUUCAGAAACAGAAGACCAAGCACGUGUUAGGUUUCAAGUUGAACUGGAGCUUGUACAGUGUCUCGCCAAUCCUCAUUAUCUCAAUUGUAAGUGUCUGUGUUGUUUCUCAAGUCUUAUGUCCUAGCUGGAGCUUUAGGAUGUCUUAUCUUAAAAUGAAAGAUAAAUGCAAAUGGAACACUUGACGGCCCACUCCGCUCAUGUUCAACAGAAUACAGAGACAUGCAUAUUGAAACAAUGUUUAAAACCUUCCCCUAAGGCUGGCGGUAUGCCGGGGCGAGGGGGGGUGGGGGGACGGGGAAGGGUCCCAUUUGAAAGUUAAGGGUUAGGGUUAGCAGGGCUGGACAUUAACAGCUGCACCCAGGGCAACUAAAAAUUUUAUCCAGGCAAUUAAUUUAAGUAUCCUAGUUGCCCGAUCAGGCAACUGCAAUUUCUGUGAAAGUUGUAGGUUAAUAUGACAUGACUCAGUAUUUUUGUAUCAAGUCUAUCUUUUGUAUUAUCAAAACUGUUUUAUACUUGUAAAGGUUUGUAUUUACAUGCAUCAUGCGCGACUGCAGAAAAUUAAAAAAGAUUGAAAUAUGAUCUUGAAUAGUCACCGCAAAUCAUUUUCAAAAACUGGAAUGUUUUUGCGAGCCUUUCGCAAAAGUUACCACAAAACGUACAGCAAAAAAUUAGGGGGUGUGGUUAACCUUGAAUAAAUGAUAAAAGAAACCUUUGAGUGUACCUUUCGUGUUCGCAGCAAGAUAAAAAAUGCUAAAAACCUGCAGGAGUAAUGUCACAAGUAAUUUGAGACCUCUUGCUUUUCCACAAAUCGCAACUUUUUAUCAGUUUUUACUUCAUGCAAUAGCGGCCUAACAUUUCUAAUGCUGGGGGAAAAGUCAUGAUUUUAAUAUCGAAGGGGUUGGGGGGGGCGGGGGAUAGGAUCCUUUUGUCCCUGUUCAUGCAUCCCUUUUUUUAUCCCAGAUAAGGUAUAUCAAACAAGUAAAGCAAUUAAUUCUCUAUACUCAAGCCCCAUUCGUUUUUACACUGCAUUUUUUCUACAGUGUAACAUUGUUGUGGAAAAAUCUCCUUGGGGGCAAGGGGGGGGGGAGUACUCAACAAAGGUUUAUAUGGGUAGGCCCUACCCCAAGGUUCAAACUUUGUAUCCCUUUAACUUCUGUAAAUGCACUGUUUUUAGAAUAAUGAAUAAAUUACAAAACAAGAACAUUCUUCGACUUUUUGACAGCCAUAAAAUGCAUCUGUUUUUUGGGGGACUUUUUUACAGACGGAAAUGACAGAUUUGCCUACCCUUUCAUGUACUUCAUUAAGUGAAAUGCCUACCCUUUCAUACACCUGAAGCCUAAAAAAGGUGCCCCCUUUCAGGUGGAGCCUCCCCAUAUCGGCUUUUAUAGGGACCACCCUUCUCCCCCCCCCCCCCCCCCCCCCCCCCCCCCCCCCNCAGUAUUUUUGUAUCAAGUCUAUCUUUUGUAUUAUCAAAACUGUUUUAUACUUGUAAAGGUUUGUAUUUACAUGCAUCAUGCGCGACUGCAGAAAAUUAAAAAAGAUUGAAAUAUGAUCUUGAAUAGUCACUGCAAAUCAUUUUCAAAAGCUGGAAUGGUUUUGCGAGCCUUUCACAAAAGUUACCACAAAACGUACAGCAAAAAAAUGGGGGGUGUGGUUAACCUUGAAUAAAUGAUAAAAGAAACCUUUGAGUGUACCUUUCGUGUUCGUAGCAAGAUAAAAAAUGCUACAAACCUGCAGGAGUAAUGUCACAAGUAAUUUGAGACCUCUUGCUUUUCCACAGAUCGCAACUUUUUAUCAGUUUUUACUUCAUGCAAUAGCGGCCUAACAUUUCUAAUGCUGGGGUGAAAAGUCAUAAUUUUAAUAUCGAAGGGGCUGGGGGGGGUGGGGGGUAGGAUCCUUUUGUCCCUGUUCAUGCGUCCCUUUUUUUAUUCCAGAUAAGGUAUAUCAAACAAGUAAAGCAAAUUCUCUAUACUCAAGCCCCAUUCGUUUUUACACUGCAUUUUUUCUACAGUGUAACUUUGUUGUGGAAAAAUCUCCUUGGGGACAAGGGGGGGGGGGAGUACUCAACAAAGGUUUAUAUGGGUAGGCCCUGCCCCAAGGUUCAAACUUUGUAUCCCUUUAACUUCUGUAAAUGCACUGUUUUUAGAAUAAUUAAUAAAUUACAAAACAAGAACAUUUCUUCGACUUUUUGACAGCCAUAAAAUGCAUCUGUUUUUUGGGGGACGUUUUUACAGACUGAAAUGACAGAUUUCCCUACCCUUUCAUGUACUUCAACAAGUGAAAUCCCUACCCUUUCAUACACCUGAAGCCUAAAAAAGGUGCCCCCUUUCAGGUGGAGCCUCCCCAUAUCGGCUAUUAUAGGGACCACCCUUCUCUCCCCCCCACCCCCCUCCCUCCCUGGAAAUAAUCUCACAAAGAAUGUCAGAGCUAUCAGAACCUAGAAGUUUUACAGGCUAGCACAGUCUGAUUAUUGUAUGGCUGGUUCAAUUUAUAUUUUUUAUUAAAUUAAUAAGAACAAUAAUUUAUUGUUCUUUUUCUGUUUGCAUGCACAGUUUUGGCCCAGAGAGGUUACUUCAAAGACCAGUCUUUCAUAAAUUACCUCAACUAUCUUCUGUACUGGAAGAAACCAGAGUAUGCAAAGUUCCUAAAGUAAGUUAAAACUUUUUUAAAAAAUUCACACUGUUAUAUCUCAAGGUGGUAUGCUGGACUUCCCAGGAACAGAAUCAACAUUGUGCUUCAUUUCUAGACUUCAUUUAAUUUUGAUUUCUUUAUGUUUCAAACUUAUUAUCGUAAAUUUCCAUACCCAGAGAACAAACAGAAGUGGACUUAAAAUCCAAAAAAUAAAAUCGAACCACAACUUAUACAAUAACAUUAAAAGGUUAUUUUAUAAGUUGUGUUUCAAUUUUAGUUUGUACAUAAAAGUAAUCUUAAGAAUAUUCUGGGCAGAUUGUAUAAUUGUAAUAAUUUGUUAGCCAAGGAAGAGAAGUCUGAGUCUAAGUUUUUUUUGUUUUUGUUUUUGUUUUUUUUUUUAACACUUCUGUGAGCAUGGCAAAAGUGUCUGUUUUAGUAGGGAGGGUCAUGCUCGAUUUUAUGCAAAUUGCAUAUUCUUUGUUGGAUUUAAUUUUCACUAUUUAGGCUAAGAACGACUUGAAUUUUUUUUUGAGUUUUCAUACUUUCUUUCAGAUAUCCCCAGUGCCUACAUUUUCUGGAACUUCUCCAAUAUGAACAUUUUCGUCGAGAACUUGUCAACCCUGCAUGUGCCAAGUUCAUUGAUGAACAGCAAAUUCUCCACUGGCAGUAUUACUGUAGGAGAAGAAUGAGGAUGACUUUACCAAAACCAGGACAAACUGGUUCUGAACCAUCCGAGCAGUGA
Molecule: messenger RNA, 3390 nt
Organism: Porites evermanni
Lineage: Eukaryota; Metazoa; Cnidaria; Anthozoa; Scleractinia; Poritidae
Source: the annotation of a GenBank genome assembly